AUGAAACCCGGACACGUGUCCCUCUCCAGGCUCCGCACCCAUUCCUCAUCCGAAAACCCUAACCCUACGUCCUCAUACCCCUCCGUCACGCGCUCCACGAUAAUCAACGUCUCGAUUGUAGAUCCCACGCGCCUUAUUCCCGGAGGAGAACGUUCGCCGCCGUCAACGGCCGGAGGCCAGCUCCCGCCGCCGCCGCUGUCCGAGGUGCGCAGAUCUGAGCUGUACGAGAUCUCCUCAGAUCUCUCCGGUAGAAGCUGCAGCGUCACGCCUGCUCUCGCCGGCGGCGUCUCCACCUCGACGGUUGAUAUUUCCGGCGACGGCGGUUUUGAUCGCGCCGACUGCUUGCCCCGCCGGCCGCGGGAUCUGACGUACUUCCUCUUGGCCCUCUUCCACCUCUCCGGGUCCGCCUCGCCGGAGGAAGAUCCGCCGCCGGACGCAGGCUUCGGCGCGAUCGGACGGAAUCUGAGCAUUAUCCGGCUCAUGACGGAGUUAUUAUCCGGCGAUCUGAGCAUCGAUGUGCAGAUCUAG
This is a messenger RNA of Striga asiatica, 528 nucleotides long. The record is from the annotation of a GenBank genome assembly. NCBI's taxonomy places the organism in Eukaryota, Viridiplantae, Streptophyta, Magnoliopsida, Lamiales, Orobanchaceae.